GAAUGCAGCACGCUUCCUUAAGCGUAUAGUGCACAUUCAUGCUACAAUCAGCAGAGGCGACAGACAGAAAAAUGGAGGUUUGUUCCAUUGACAGUAACACUUCUUCCAGAGCUACAUUUUAAGCAUCGUAGCGGUCCGCGUAAGCAGCAAUGACCAAGCUAGCACGCGCAAUGUAACCACGGCAACAAAACUCGUAAGCAACGUUGAGGACGACUUCGAAUCAACUGCGUUUCACAUUUGUAAAAAUGGAUGGCGGUGAAGCAAUGAUCAAAACACACGUUCAUUCAUCAGAAUCACCAACUGAGGGCAUGGAUGUUAUUACUGACCGAGGUUCAGAUGUGUUGAGCCCCCCACUACCGGGAUGUGCUAAGAAGGAGUUUUUGAUGAUGCCUCCAGAGGAGAAGCUUAAACACUUUGACACACGGGCUCAGACCAGCGAGGACAAUCAUGAGUAUGAUGCUUGUAUCCAGGACCUGGUGCGAUGUUUGGCUCUGACAAGACUAAUAUAUGGAGAGAAGCAUCUGAAACUGGCCCAGGCCCAGGCCAGACUGGCUAACGCAUAUUUCCAGUUCAAAGGUUGGGGACUGCAAGCGCUGGAGCACUUAGUCCAGGCCAAAGAACUACUGCCUCCCUGUUCCUCCAGCCCUUCCUGCAGAAGCGACAAGCUUGAGGCACUCACUUGUCUUCUGAGUGUACACCUCACACAGGGAGGUGCCUCUCUGCUCACAGAUAAUUUGGAGGAGGCAGACUCUUCUUUUCUGAAGGCAGAUCAAAUCCUUGCAGAGCUUCAUCAACACAAUGUUAUCAACCAGGAAGAGAAGACAAAGACUCAGCUGGAGAUCAGCAGUGGUCUAUACAGUGUCUAUAAGAGACAGAACCGAACAGAGGACGCUUUAAGCCAGUGUGAGAAGUCUUUGCAACUGCUGCAGGACUGUAAUAAGCCAGAGAAGACUUGCUCUGUCUAUAGAGACAUGGCCACCAUUGAACAGGACAGAGGCCACCUGGACCAAGCUGUAGAGCACCUCUCCAAGGCUCAUGCCAUUGCAAUGAGUCACACUCCAGAGGGGCUAGAGGGGGCUCAGAUCUCCCACAGCCUGGCCCUCAUCCUCCCUGCUGCAGAGCCCCAUCACAAUGACGCUGCAGGUCACUACUUUGAGCAAAGUCUAUGUGCUUACAAGCAGUCUGUAGGCCCACAAGAUCCAGCCUUCCUCGCUGCCCAGGAUGACUUCUGUCGCUUUCUUCUCGUUAAUGGACAGCAAGAGAAAUGUGUGGCGAUCCAGAGAGCUUCUCUUGAUUCUAAAAGAUCUGCGUUUGGCGACCUGAGCUCCGAAGUAGCGGACACUCUUCAGCUGAUAGGAAGUGUUGAGAUGACUGAGGGCAGAAUGAAGCAGGCCCACAGGACCAUGACAAAGUGCCUGAAGAUCCAGAGUGUGUUAUAUGGUCCUCAGCACAAGAAAACAAAAACUGUACAGAAAGCUGUGGAAAUGUUGGCAAGGGCACCAGAGGUGGUUGACAGACAACACAGGCACAGCAGAAAGGAAAAGAAAAUGGACACAUUUGCAGCUGUACCAUCUGGUAACAGUGAAAAAUCCACAUCUGACUCUUAAAUGACUGGUCUUCAC
Molecule: messenger RNA, 1622 nt
Organism: Melanotaenia boesemani (Boeseman's rainbowfish)
Lineage: Eukaryota; Metazoa; Chordata; Actinopteri; Atheriniformes; Melanotaeniidae
Gene: ttc23
Product: tetratricopeptide repeat domain 23
Exons: 12
Coding region: 246-1607 (453 amino acids)
Molecular function (GO): protein binding
Source: RefSeq, a predicted model, not a curated record